Molecule: messenger RNA, 1647 nt
Organism: Penicillium crustosum
Lineage: Eukaryota; Fungi; Ascomycota; Eurotiomycetes; Eurotiales; Aspergillaceae
Product: F-box protein
Exons: 1
Coding region: 1-1647 (548 amino acids)
Molecular function (GO): protein binding
Source: RefSeq, a predicted model, not a curated record
AUGGAUUCAACUCCCCUCGCCAGCCUCCCUCACGACUGCUGGCUAGAGAUACUAGAGCGUCUACCACUACAGGAUUUGAAUAACCUGUCACAAGUUUCUCGCAACAUCCGCGUUUCAGCUGAGCCUUUCUUGUAUCGAUCAAUCCACUGGGAUUGGAAGAAUCCUCCGAUCCACAGAAUCCUGCUCCUUCUCCGGAUCAUCUCCAUGCGACCAAAGUUGGCUUCCUACAUCCGCCAUGUCAGUUUGGUGUGGUGGGAUGUGGAAUCAGACGAGGGGACAGAGAUUUGCAUCCCCAAAGGAGAAGUUGACUGGGGCAAGAUGAUGCUACAGUUUAGGCCCACUUUGAGAUGGGCCCGGAAGGUUGUUCGAGACGCGAAAUUCGAGGCAAAAUUCGAUACGAAAUGGAUCACACGGCUGUUUGAUGGAGAUGCCUACGUCUAUGCCACAGUGCUGAUCUCACAACUUCACAACCUUUGCAGCCUUCGUCUGGACUACUCAUUCGUGCUUGAAGGGGGAUUUCCCGGGGAGAUGUUACAUCAUUCUCUCUUUGGCAACGCACCCCCUGGCAUAUUAAGUCGUUUCUCAAAAUUAGAAAUGGCCGACUAUGGAAGCAAUCUUCCUCUCAAAAGGCCCCGGGACGGUGAGCCGAUCAAAAUUGGCAGAGCCCGUCAAUUUGUCCCCUGUUUCCACCUUCCUUCCUUGAAGGUUCUCGAGUUUUGGCUCUAUGGUGUGGAGGGAAUUUGUGUCUUCCCUGGGCACAUGCCGAAAAUGUCUUUGAAUUUGUCAAACCUGCGCAGUCUUGUUAUUGCCAAGACACGUGUUUUGCCUGAAGGCAUCGCCGCACUGGUGUCUCAAGUGCCAUAUCUAGAGUCCUUGCAUGUGGGCAUGACCUACAGAUGCCGGGCAACAGCCGAGUUUCUCAGGGACCCUCAAGCCCUCCUUCGUUCCUUGGAAACUUCGGGUCAAGCAAUCGAACACCUCUCUAUCAGUUUGGAGCUUCCCUCAUGCUGUGUAGAAACCUUCCGUCUACGUAUGGCGGACGAAGCUGGCGAGCCAUUUCGUGGCAUCCUGAAGAGGUUCCCCAAGCUGAAAACGGCAUCUUUACCACUCAAAUUUCUCAUCGGUUGGGGUACAACGCCCUACGAGCUUCAAGAUGUACUGCCAUUCACCCUCCAAGCCCUUCACAUAAGGCCUGAUCUCUUUGCAACCCCACACCCACACCCGAUUUUCUUCGAACUGGAAACCCUCCAAGUAUUAGAGGCAUUCAUGGUACACAAACAACGUGGCUCCCAUCCUUCUCUUAGAACUUUCUCCUACCAAGGAAAGAGUGAGUAUGAUGAGCAGGAACUCGAUGCCAUGGGCUUCCCCGGGGAGUUGGGGUACGCCCACUUGAUUAAGCGGGAAAAAAUGAAAUUAUUAUGUCUCAGGAAAAGGUACAAUCUUCUUUGCCGAUAUGGCGACUGCACACCUGGGUUCAUGUUAAGGAGUGUGACCUCAGUAAACAACGUCGUUUACAAAUUCCCUUGGCCAUUCGUUGGGAUCGAUGAGCUCCCCGCAAGCAUGCCUCGAUAUUCAAGAACAAUGCCACCCACACUAUCUAGGUCGCCAACUGGUGUGUAUUUUGAUGUGAACUCCUAUGCGAAUUGA